GUCACACUCUCACAUCUCACAGAGAGAGACAGAGAAAGUAGCGAAAAGAAAACAGUAAUCUCGCUUGCUCGCUUUCUGGAAGUUUUCUUCUCCUCAAGCAUUUCUUUGAUUUUGUGCAUCCACACAGAAACCAAAGAUGGCUUCCCAAGAUCACCAAGCGUGGCUGCUGGAGCAAGGCAACAUCAAGGUUCUGAGUCGAGAACAUCGACAUGGUCAUGGACGAACUGCGCACAACAUGUCAUCGUCUUCUUUGCGCAAAAAGUCUAACCCCAGACUUUUGUCCAAGAUUCAGCCUGGUGUUGUUAGAUCCAUUCUCACCAAUUUUCAAGAGGUCUUUUUGGGGACUAAGCUUUCUGUUCUUUUUCCUGCUGUGCUUCUUGCCAUUAUUGCUCAACUCUAUCAUUUUGGCAGACCAUGGGUUUUUGCUUUGAGCUUGCUUGGACUUACUCCACUAGCAGAGCGUGUCAGCUUUUUGACUGAACAAAUUGCUUACUUCACUGGUCCAACUGUGGGAGGGCUUCUGAAUGCAACAUGCGGCAAUGCGACCGAGCUGAUUAUAGCGAUUUUCGCUUUAAGCCAAAACAAAGUAGCUCUUGUGAAGUACUCUCUGUUAGGUUCUAUACUCUCAAACCUUCUUUUGGUUCUUGGGAGCUCGCUCUUUUGUGGUGGCAUUGCCAAUCUUAGACUGGAACAAAAAUAUGACAGAAGACAAGCCGACGUAAACUCGAUGCUUCUGCUGCUGGGAUUGUUAUGCCAUAUGCUGCCAUUGCUGUUCAGAUAUGCAGCGGGUUCGACUGCUCUUGCAGCUGUUCCAACGCUUAAUUUGUCGAGAGCAAGUAGCAUUGUAAUGCUAAUUGCGUAUAUUGGAUACAUAGUCUUCCAACUGUUCACACACAGGCAGUUAUUUGAGGCUGAAGAGGAUCCCGAGGGGGAUGAUGUGAGCUCAGAAGAAACGGCGGUGAUCGGACUGUGGAGUGGAAUUGCUUGGCUGGUUGGGAUGACUGUUGUUAUAGCUUUGUUGUCAGGAUAUGUUGUGGGCACGAUUGAGGCUGCUUCGGAAUCUUGGGGAAUUUCAGUGAGCUUCAUUAGCAUUAUCUUGCUACCCAUUGUUGGAAAUGCAGCUGAACAUGCAGGAGCUAUUAUUUUCGCUUUCAAGAACAAGUUGGAUAUAACUCUAGGUGUUGCUCUGGGAUCUGCAACUCAAAUUUCGAUGUUCGUGGUUCCUUUCUGUGUUAUCAUGGCUUGGAUAAUGGGCAUGAAAAUGGAUCUUAAUUUCAACCUUCUUGAGACGGGCUCUCUUGCCGUUGCGAUAAUUGUGACAGCUUUCAGUCUACAAGACGGGACUUCUCAUUACAUGAAAGGAUUGGUUAUGUUGUUGUGCUACAUUGUAAUUGGAUCAUGCUUUUGGGUAACCAACAUCCCCCUCAAUCAAGGGAAUGUGGUUAAUUUGGGACUUCAAUCGUCAACCGGAGCGGUCUUACAAGCUUAAUAUAUGAUCGACAUGGCCGGGCGUUUUUGGUCACACCGUGAAUGAUAUCCCAGCUUGAACUUCAACAGAUCAUGUUAAUGGAGACUGCGAUGGAUUUUGUAUUCUUUCAUUUCAUUUUGAACCUUGAUCACCUGAGAGAAAAGCCAACAUUUGAUAGAUCUGCAAUUGGAGAUGGAAGACAGCCUUCGGUUGGUUUUUUGGGUUGGUGUUUGGGAGGUUUUGGUGCCAAUGGAGUGGAUGCUUCAUUACUGUUUGUAGCACAAUAAUAAAAUACAAUAAAUGAGAAUUCCUUUUUUUUUUUAGAAACGUUGAGGGGAUUUCAACCAUAGUCAUGAGAGUGAUAUAUAUCAUCUUUAACACUGUA
Molecule: messenger RNA, 1853 nt
Organism: Tripterygium wilfordii
Lineage: Eukaryota; Viridiplantae; Streptophyta; Magnoliopsida; Celastrales; Celastraceae
Product: vacuolar cation/proton exchanger 3-like
Exons: 11
Coding region: 137-1489 (450 amino acids)
Biological process (GO): calcium ion transmembrane transport; intracellular calcium ion homeostasis
Cellular component (GO): plant-type vacuole membrane
Molecular function (GO): calcium:proton antiporter activity
Source: RefSeq, a predicted model, not a curated record